AUGUCACAGACUAAUUCGACGACGAGGUGGUGCCCGACGCCAGAGCAGCUGAUGAUACUGGAGGAGAUGUAUGCGAGCGGCGUCAGGAACCCUAAUGCCUCCCAGAUACAGCAGAUAACCGCUCAUCUCUCUUUCUAUGGGAAGAUAGAGGGCAAGAAUGUUUUCUACUGGUUCCAGAACCACAAGGCUAGGGAUCGGCAGAAGCUUCGCCACAAGAACCUCCCCCACCCGUCGGAGGAGGCUUCUCCUCCCACUUCCGUUCACCAUGAGAACCCAUCAAACUUCUUGACUCAGGGAUGUUUCCAAGAUGCAACGACCCAAGAAAUGAAUCUGGUGGGGAAACUAGAGAGUGCUGCUGGUGAACGCCAAGAAGCAGCUGUGACAGCAUCAAGUUCUAUGGAAGGUGAUCAUCCACAGUGGGCUGACGUCGGUCUCACCGUCUCUUCGUGUUUCAAGCCUCUCAAAACCCUCGAUCUCUUCCCCACCAAACACGAGUGCAGCAGCAGCUCUUCCAAGUCCUCCUCGCGUUCCAAGUCCACCCAUUAA
Musa acuminata AAA Group (dessert banana) is the source of this 546-nucleotide messenger RNA. RefSeq names its product WUSCHEL-related homeobox 3-like. Lineage: Eukaryota; Viridiplantae; Streptophyta; Magnoliopsida; Zingiberales; Musaceae. The record is from RefSeq and is a predicted model, not a curated record. The coding region runs from base 1 to 546 and encodes 181 amino acids. The transcript has 2 exons. Gene Ontology annotation, molecular function: DNA-binding transcription factor activity; DNA binding. Gene Ontology annotation, biological process: plant organ development.